AUGUCGAAAAAACAUAAUCUUUUGACAAAAUAUUUCAAAAAGGAUAAGAUAACAGUUGUUAAUCAAUCACCAACAGAACCUAAUAUGGAAAUAAAUGAAGAAAAUGAAGGUGAAGCAUGUUCUUUUAAGCGUUUAAAAUUGCAUGAAAAUAAUGAUUUAACGACAUCAACAUCUUUAGCACUACCAAUCUAUUCAAUAACAUCAUCAACAUAUUCAAUGACAUCAACUUGUUCAACAACAUCACCAACAUAUUCAAUAACAUCAACAUCUUCAGCACCACCAGUCUGUUCAAUAAAAUCAUCAACAUAUUCAAUAACAUCAACAUCUUCAGCACCACCAGUCUGUUCAAUAAAAUCAUCAACAUAUUCAAUAACAUCAACUUGUUCAGCAACAUCACCAACAUACUCAACAAUAUCAACUUAUUCAGCAGCAUCACCAACAUCUUCAGCACCACCAACCUGUUCAAUAAUGUCACCAACAUAUUCAAUAACAUCAACUUGUUCAACAACAUCAUCAGCUUCUUUAAGAUCACCAACGUAUUCAACAACAUCACCUCGUGAACGAGAUCCUUGUCACGGACCAUCAGCAACAAAACAAUUUGUUUUUCUAGGCCCAUAUCAACCUGAUUUAAAGUUUCCGACGGUUAAUAAUCGUCAUUUUUAUCGACAAUGGUAUAGCAUGUACUCUUGGUUGGAAUAUAGUGAAGUGAAAGAUCGUGCUUUUUGUUUCGUUUGCCGUUUGUCGUAUGGAAGUGGUAAAACAGAUGAUUCGUUCACUGUAACAGGUUUUAGUGUAUGGAAAAAUGAUCCAUCGAGAUUUAAACGUCAUCAGUCUUCUGUUUGUCAUAAGGAAGCAUUACAAACAUGGGAAACCAUGAAGCAAAAUUACAGUAAUAAUACUGAUGUUUUAAAAUUAAUGGAUAAACAACACGCAAAACAAGCUGCAGAAAAUCGAGCCUAUUUGAUUGAAAUUAUAAGAACUAUUGUGUUUUUAGAUUUACUUAAACAGCAAAUACAAAAUGAAAUUUUAAAACAUUGUCACCGUGCUAAAUAUUAUUCCAUAAUGAUUGAUGAAACAACAGAUAUAGGUUGCCAUGAGCAAGUAUCAUUGAUUUUAAGAUAUGUUGAUGAUAAAUUAAAUGUUUACGAAAAAUUUAUUGGCUUUGAGCGUACAUCAGCUAUGACAGGAGAAGCUUUAUAUGAAUUAGUGGUCGAAUGGUUAAACAAACUUGGUUUAAAAUUAGAAAAUUUGGUUGGACAGUGUUAUGAUGGAGGUAGUAAUAUGAGAGGGGAAUAUAAGGGGGUGGCAGCUCGUUUGAGACAAGUAGCUCCUUUAGGCUUGUACGUACAUUGUAAUGGUCAUAUAUUAAAUUUGUGUUUGGUCGAUGUGUCAGCUCGUGUACCAUCUGUUCGAAAUAACUUUGGGGUUGUUUCAUCACUUUAUAAUUUAAUUGAAGGUUCAGCUAAACGUUAUCAAGUUUUUGAAAAUAUUCAGAAGGAAGCUGGUUUACAGACACUUACAGUUAAACAGUUAUGUGAAACACGUUGGACUUGUCGUUUUGAAUGUUUAAAAGUGAUUUUACUUCGCUUUAAUGAAAUAAUAACAACAUUAGAUGUUAUAAAUGUUCCAGAAGCAUUUCUUCUUCUCAAUUCAUUACAAUCAUUCGAUUUUAUAUAUCAUUUAGUUAUUAUGAGUGAAAUAUAUAUCUUAACAAAUAUACUUUCUAAAUUUUUACAACUAUCUAAUAUCUCAUUAACAGAUGCACUUGUUCAAGUUAAAACCACAGUUGAUGCGUUAAAAUCAUUACGAAAUGAACAUGAGUUUCAAAAGCUGUAUAAUGAAGCCAUGAAAAUUGCUGAUGCUUAUGAUAUUGAACCUCCCAAAGACAUUCGAAGAAAAAAGAUACCUGCACGUUUAGGUGGUGGUGUCGAUGCAGCAACUGAGUUAAGUGUGAAGGAUUAUUAUCGAAUCAAUAUUUAUUAUAUUAUUUUGGAUACAAUAAUUACUUCAAUUAAUAAUAGAUUUGAUGAAAAUGUUAUUGGUGUUAUUGUUUUAAUGGAGAAAUUGUUUUUAAGCAAAGAGUUGCUUAAUGAAAAUGAACUUCAUGAUUUAUCAAAAACCUAUUCAAUUAGUUAUGAUGAUUUAAAGGCAGAGCAACGACUUUAUAAGGUUAAUAUGAAACAACAGAAAAUGAAUUUAGCUGAAGCAACUACAUUUAUCUUGGAAAAUAAUUACCAUUUAGCAUUUUCAUCUAUGAAUGAGUUAUUGAAGGUUUUAUGGACUAUACCAGUGAACUCAUGCGAAUGUUCAGAUACUGAAAUCAGUAACUAUUUUGAUGAUUCAACAUCAGAUAUAGAUACUGAAAUCAGCAGCUAUUCUGAUGAUUCAACAUCAGGUUCUGAUGAAAAAGAACUACCAUCAAGUGAAAAUAAAACGGAAUUUCUAAAUUGGAAACGUGGAAAAUUUGUUCCUAAAUCAUUAAAUUUCAAUAAUGAUACGGCAGGAAUAGCAAGUGAUUUAGACUUAGAAAACGAUCCUAUUGAUUAUUUUGAGCUUUUUUUCAAUCAGAAAAUCAUGGAAUACGUUGCUGAAGAAACCAAUAGAUACCAACAACAGAAUCCAUCAGCAUCAACAUCAACAAGUCAUCAAGCACAAUGGUACGCAACCAACUUCAAAGAGAUGUAUGUUUUUAUUAGGGAUGCACCAAUUCCAAUUCCGACCAAUUCCAAUCCUUGGAAUUGGUUGGAAUUGGUUGGAAUUGGAAAUAGAAUUGGUUGGAAUUGGCCGGAAUUGGAAUUGGUCGGAAUUGGAAUUGGAAUUGGUCGGAAUUGGUCGGAAUUGGAAUUGGAAUUGGUUUGGAAUUGGUUGGAAUUGGUCGGAAUUGGUGUGGAAUUGAUUGGAAUUGGUAUGGAAUUGGCCAGGAAUCGGUUGGAAUUGGUCUGGAAUUGGCCGGUAUUGGUCGCAAUCAGCAUCGAUUAG
Molecule: messenger RNA, 2979 nt
Organism: Rotaria sp. Silwood2
Lineage: Eukaryota; Metazoa; Rotifera; Eurotatoria; Philodinida; Philodinidae
Source: the annotation of a GenBank genome assembly